AUGAGGCACGCCCUGCUCCUCCUACUGGCAGUUGCUGCCAGCCAGGUGGACCUUUCUCUGUCUGCCACCACGCAAUCUUGCUGCUCCAACAACUGCAGCUCCAACAAUUGCAGCUCCAACAAUUGCAGCCCCAACUACUGCAGCCCCAACUACAGCUGCUCCCACAACUGUGGCCCCAACUACUGCUGCUCCAACAACUGCGGCCCCAACUACUGCAGCCCCAACUACAGCUGCUCCCACAACUGUGGCCCCAACUACAGCUGCUCCCACUACAGCUGCUCCAACAACUGCAGCCCCAACUGCUGCAGCCCCAACUACAGCUGCUCCCACAACUGUGGCCCCAACUACAGCUGCUCCCACUAUAGCUGCUCCAACAACUGCAGCCCCAACUACUGCUGCUCCAACUACAGCUGCUCCAACUACUGCUGCCCCAACUACUGCCGCUCCAACAACUGCUGCCCCAACUACAGCUGCUCCAACUACUGCUGCUCCAACUACUGCUGCUCCAACUACAGCUGCUCCAACUACUGCCGCUCCAACUACUGCAGCCCCAACUACUGCUGCUCAAACUACUGCUGCUCCCAGUACAGCAGCCCCAACAACUACAUUCUCAACUACUGCCGCUCCAACUACAGCCGCUCCAACAACUGCUGCUCCAACUACUGCCGCUCCAACUACUGCCGCUCCAACUACAGCUGCUUCCAAUACAACCGCUCAGACAACUGCAGUCCCAACUACUGCAGCCCAAACUACAACUGCUCCAACUACUGCUGCUCCAACAACUGCAGCCCCAACUCCAGUUGCUCCUACAACUGCUGCUCCAACAACUGUGGCCCCAACUACUGCUGCUCCAAUUACAGCUGCUCCCACAACUGUGGCCCCAACUACUGCUGCUCUCACAACAGCCGCCCCAACUACUGCUGCUCGAACUACAGCUGCUCCCACAACUGUGGCCCCAACUACAACUGCUCCCACAACUGUGGCCCCAACUACUGCUACUCCAACUACUGCAGCCCAAACUACAGCCGCUCCAACAACUGCACCCCCAACUACAGUUGCUCCUACAACUGCUGCUCCAACAACUGUGGCCCCAACUACAGCUGCUCCCACUACAGCCGCUCCAACAACUGCACCCCCAACUACUGCUGCUCCAACUACUGCUGCUCCAACUACAGCUGCUCCAACUACUGCAGCCCCAACUACUGCUGCUCCAACUACUGCUGCUCCAACUACAGCUGCUCCAACUACUGCUGCUCCAACUACAGCUGCUCCAACAACUGCAGCCCCAACUACUGCUGCUCCAACAACUGCUGCCCCAACUACAGCUGCUCCAACUAA
Molecule: messenger RNA, 1338 nt
Organism: Gymnodraco acuticeps
Lineage: Eukaryota; Metazoa; Chordata; Actinopteri; Perciformes; Bathydraconidae
Product: keratin-associated protein 5-5-like
Exons: 3
Coding region: 1-1338 (445 amino acids)
Source: RefSeq, a predicted model, not a curated record